CAGUCUUUUCACUGCAGCUGAAUGAGUUGUGGCGCCCACAAUGCUCCCAUGACAAGGAGCUGACAAGUUCCAUUUUCCGUCGCGGGCAUCUUGGAAUCAUGACUCCCACAAUGCCUUGGGCACUCGGUCGACAGUGGGGCCGCCUCUGAAAAAAAAAAUGUGAGAGGUAAGUUUCCAUUUUCACAGUUUCCCCGCGCCGGUCCGCCGCGCUUCAUUGUUCGGACUCCGGCGGGUCAGCCCGUGGCUGAAGGAGGAAGUGCGAGGAGGUGCUCGCCGGCCGCGGUUCUCCCCGGCAGGGGCGGGCCGCGCGCGGUGGUUGGUUUCGCGUCCCUCAGCACCUCCUGCCCGGGGGAAGGCGGGAGGGUGAGCCGCAGCCGCUCCUGCGCCCUUCCCUGCCGCGGGCUCUGCGGACGCUGUCACGGCGCAGCCGGCGCAAGGCUUGGCAGCCCAGCGGGACCCAGGGAGAAAAAGGGGGGCGAGAAGAGAAACAGGUGCGUGCAAGUGUACUCACAACUUAAUGACCUUUGUCGGGGGAAGGUGUGAGUCCCUCCGAGGCGAGCGGCGCGCGGGUCUUCCCGGUGGCUCCCGCAUCCCUGGCCCCGGGGCUGCCAUCCCGCCCGGUUUUCAUCUGGGCCAAAUAUGUGCACGCAAAGGUUAAUUCUCUGCCUGCUACCCAUAAAUUACGCAUGACAUGUUUAGCUGGGCUGCCUUAUAUGGAGAGUGCUGUAUUUCAGGCCACUUUGCCUUUUGCCAAGUUUACAGGGCGGAAGACGCCCUGUAGGAGAGGGCUGCCUCCUCCUUUUCUUCUUCUUCUUCCUUUUUUUUUUCAUCGUUUUGUAGUGCGUCACUCAAAAACUGUAAGAAAAGUUGGUACUAAGAAGUGCCUUUCCUGACGUCUCUGCUGCUUGGAACCGCUUCUAGAGCAGUCUCUGCUUUUGCCUUGCUUGCUGCCAGCUAGACUGUGACGACAGCACAUCCACCCUCCACCUCUAGCCCAGACACCCCCAUUUCUACUUAUAAUCAAGAGAAAAGCUCUAAGUAUCUGGCAUUGCCCUAGGCUGCUUUAGUGUUAAAAGAAAAGUUUGCUGAAAAAGUAAGAUAUCUUCUGCCAGGAAAUCAAGGAGGAAAAAAAAAAAUCAUUUUCUCGAUUUUGCUCUAAACUGCUGCAUCUGUCUAUGCCAAACUAAUCAAUACCGAUUGCACCACCAAACUCCAUUGCAAAUUCAGCUGUGAGGAGAUUCCCUUUCAGACAACUUUGCUGAAAGCAGCUUGGAAAUUCGGUGUCAAAGGGUCUGCCACGUUUUCAUGCUUGCAUUUUGGGCUCCAAAUUGGCACUGGGAAGGGGUUACUGAGAGCACAAGGCUGAUACCAGGCCCUACUUUUAAACAUUCAUCUACUUACAAUCCUAGUAUUUCUCUAAAAACCAAAACCUCUUUGAAUUAACAGUUUCAUGCUGUGAAUUUCUAGUGGGAGAUCUUUUCCUUGAUAUUGACGACACAAUUUUCCAUGUACUUUUAAAGCAGGGAGUGGGGAAAAGUAUUUUGAGGGGACAUUUUCAUCAUCAGUUCAGCUUUUUUUUUUUUUUUUUUGGUUGUUGCUCUUUUUUGGGGGGGGUUGGGUUUGUUGGUUUCACUGAAACAUUUAACUACCUGUAAAAUCUAAGCAUGGCUGUUAGUGUCACACCAAUUCGGGACACAAAAUGGCUAACACUGGAAGUAUGUAGAGAGUUCCAGAGGGGGACUUGCUCACGGCCAGACACGGAAUGUAAAUUUGCACAUCCUUCGAAAAGCUGCCAAGUUGAAAAUGGACGAGUAAUCGCCUGCUUUGAUUCAUUGAAAGGCCGUUGCUCCAGGGAGAACUGCAAAUAUCUUCAUCCACCCCCACAUUUAAAAACGCAGUUGGAGAUAAAUGGACGCAAUAACUUGAUUCAGCAGAAGAACAUGGCCAUGUUGGCCCAGCAAAUGCAACUAGCCAAUGCCAUGAUGCCUGGUGCCCCAUUACAACCCGUGCCAAUGUUUUCAGUUGCACCAAGCUUAGCCACCAAUGCAUCAGCAGCCUUUAAUCCCUAUCUGGGACCUGUUUCUCCAAGCCUGGUCCCGGCAGAGAUCUUGCCGACUGCACCAAUGUUGGUUACAGGGAAUCCGGGUGUCCCUGUACCUGCAGCUGCUGCAGCUGCUGCACAGAAAUUAAUGCGAACAGACAGACUUGAGGUAUGUCGAGAGUACCAACGUGGCAAUUGCAACAGAGGAGAAAAUGAUUGUCGGUUUGCUCAUCCUGCUGACAGCACAAUGAUUGACACCAAUGACAACACAGUCACUGUGUGUAUGGAUUACAUCAAAGGGAGAUGCUCUCGGGAAAAGUGCAAAUACUUUCAUCCCCCUGCACAUUUGCAAGCCAAGAUCAAGGCUGCCCAAUACCAGGUCAACCAGGCUGCAGCUGCACAGGCUGCAGCCACCGCAGCUGCCAUGACUCAGUCGGCUGUCAAAUCACUGAAGCGACCCCUCGAGGCAACCUUUGACCUGGGAAUUCCUCAAGCUGUACUUCCCCCAUUACCAAAGAGGCCUGCUCUUGAAAAAACCAACGGUGCCACCGCAGUCUUUAACACUGGUAUUUUCCAAUACCAACAGGCUCUAGCCAACAUGCAGUUACAACAGCAUACAGCAUUUCUCCCACCAGGCUCAAUAUUGUGCAUGACACCCGCUACAAGUGUUGUUCCCAUGGUGCACGGUGCUACGCCAGCCACUGUGUCCGCAGCAACAACAUCUGCCACAAGUGUUCCCUUCGCUGCAACAGCCACAGCCAACCAGAUACCCAUAAUAUCUGCCGAACAUCUGACUAGCCACAAGUAUGUUACCCAGAUGUAGAAUUUUCAUCACUAAACAAUCAUGCUAAAGAGGAAAGGACAGUGUGCUUGGUUAGAAUAAAGGACGAGGUCAUUAGCCAUAUUGUAUAUAUCGUCAAGCAACAUACACAAAAGUUCCUCAGCCACAAGACAUCCACAUAUUGCAUGUUAACCAGAAGAAAAGACAACAUGGAAAUCCACUGCACACUGUUGCCUAUACACUUUGUACAUUUAAUUGAUAUUUGUGCUGAGGUGAUAUUCCUGUCUAAAAGAACAACAUUGUCUUUCUUUUCUAGCACAGAGUUAUGCAUUCAAAGAUGCAUACCUAAUUAGUUUCCUAUAUAUUCAUGCCAUCUUGAAAAGACAGACUAUGGUGUAACCAUGAUUCUAUUAUGUAUUGGUACGUCUGUAGACCAAGAUAUAAUUUUUUAAAAAUAAGUUUAUUUCUUUCAAGGUUUACAAAUAACAAAGGUGCACCUUGUAUUUAAAAUUGCCAUUAUAGAUGAGAGCGUGCAUGCACAGUCAUUUUUGUUUAAGAGUAAUAUUUUUAAUGUAAUAGAUUGUAAGACGUGGUGAGGGAGGGAUCUGACAGAGAUGAAUGUGCCAAGCAAAACCACAACUGUGUAUAUUUUAAAGCACAUCAUGGCUUUAAGUACCAUGUUGUUAAGGAUUCUCAUGAAGUGCCAUAGACUGUACAUCAAAUUAGAGUAUUAUUUCUUCAGUGUUAUUGUUUUCAGAGCCACAUUUUGUUGUUGCAUAUUUGCUAGUACUAAUCAGUCAAAGGGCACCAUUCUUUUUUUUUUUUUUUUUUUUUUUUGAAACCAAAGCUGUCUCAGAAAUGGCCAAUUUAACUUUACAGUAACAAUAGACAGCACAACACAAACUCAAUACAGAUAAACUCACACAUACUGGAGAUAUAUAUAUAAUAGAUACAUAUAAAAUUAUUUUAAUGCAUUGUAGUGUAAUAUUUAUGCAUAUGAUACUGUAUAACUUGUUAUUCAAAAGGGAUUGCCAUUUCUGAGACACAGUAACAAAAAAUGUUUGAGGAAAUUAUUUUGCUUCUAUUUAUAGCCUCUGUCAAAAGUCAAAAGACUAUAAAUGCUUUGCAAAAAUGGUUUCACGUUUGCUUAAAUGCUUCAUCACAGUCACAUUCAAAAUAGUGACUCUAAACAAAGAAGGAAAGCAGCACUGUCAUCAGAUGCAUGAUAAACCAAAAUAUGAAAAUGGGAAAUGUUUAAUUAACCUAGUAAUUGGGUGGGUUAAGUACAUGGGUGAAUUUUAUAUGUGAUUUUUGUUUUGUUCAGAUUAACUGCUUAUAGCCUUAGAACGCCUUUUACAAAAUUUAAAAAAAUAGAUGUGCAUUCAGUUUUUAAGAAUGGAAUCAUCCAAAGGAAUUCCUUUUUUUGAGGUUUGGAUGUUGCAGCUAGUAAAGGAUAUUUUUGCUCUGUUCAGCAGUUCUAAAAAUUGCUGAAGUAGGGGCCAGGUCACUGGUAGUUAUAGUAUGGAAUGGGAGAAGUGAAAGUUCAGUUAUAGAACUUUCCAUACUUCCAAGUUUACUGCAAGUUUUUAUGCUUGAGAGAGAUGCUUUCUAAUAUAAGACUGAUGUGUUGAUUUUACUGAUUGUACUGUACAUCUAUUAAAGCCUUAGAUUAUUACAUUACGGGUUGGAACCCAUACCAAUGUAAUUUCAAUCGUGUUAAGAAAGUAAUGGUGACUUCACAUGUUAUUGUAGUUAGUUACAUUAUAGAAUAUUACUUAUUUUUCUUGUUAAAAUGUAGUUUUUCAUUUCCUACAUUUAUUAGAUUUUCAUUUUCUAUUAACAAUUGAAUACCAUUUCAGUUUAUAGACUAUUGUUUUAUUAGAUUUUACCGAUGAAUUUUUCAAAAUACAAAAAAAAGUAGUUUUUCCUUCAUAACAUACUCAGUUUUGAAUUACAUGUAGUGUCAUAUGAAUAUUCGUAUUGUUAACUAAAUGAUUUAUAUUUUACUGAUUUAAUAUUACAGUGUAAGAAUGUCAGUCAUUGUUAGUUCUUGUCUAGUUUUCAUUAAAAGAACAAAGAUCUUUUAUAUGGAUAUCUUAUAAAUAUAUAAUCAUUGCUAAGUAAGAAGUUAAGUUGUUGCCAUCGCAACAAUCCUGGCAGACAAUUGAGUAAUAUUUUGAUGAUUUAUUUUGUUUGUAAUUAGUUAUUAUAAGAAGAUCUAGAUCCUAGAUAUUAGAAUAAAAUUUAUUUUCUACUGUAUCCAUUUCAAAUGUUAAAAUAUUGUUUAAUAUUUUUGAAAUCCCUGAGUAUCAGGCCUUGUUAUAAAUAAGCUGCAUAAUCAAUAAAUAGAACAAGGGACUUUUUGUUGAUAAUCCAAAUACUCAAAGUUUACGUAAUGAAAAUUAUAGCGUGUGUGCAAACUCUUGAGGGUUGAUUAUGCUGCAAUUUAGCAUGUUGGAACGUCUAGAGAGAAGGUUGACUUUUUGCACUUCUGUAUAUAGUCAAAAGAGAGAAACCUGUAUAAUAGUAAGAUCUUAUUUUGAAUAAAAACGUCUAUAAUUACAAGGAGUUUUGUUAAGGCUAAUACAAUGACAGACUGAGCAAAAUUGCUUGCAAAAGUGGCACAGAGUUAGCACUCCAUACCCCUUCAAACAUGUUGCUUUGCUUUCUUGUGGACAGCUUGUAGUUUGCCAGGAUUUUUUCAGCUGGAAAGAUAUGCCAUCCUUUCAAACCCUCAUGACUGACAAAAGCUCCAUGGGGCCAAAUCUGCCUGAAGAUCAUUACCAAAAAUAGCAGGUACUUCUACCAUUAAGGUGAAAUCAUGGAUCAGAUAUUCCUUACAUUUUUCAAAACUACUGCAUGUUUAAAACUUCAACAAAAAAAAGAGAGAAAGAACUAUACUAAGAACAUAUAUUAUUCAGAUCAGUUUCUGCCAAUUUCAGUGGUUUAUUGUUCACAAAAAAAUCCUCAAAACAAGUAUUGACUUUCACAAAUUUAAAUCAUAAACAGGCAAACCAAACAGCACACUGUAGCUAUAGUUGUUAUGUGAUUGUUUUUUAAUUGCUGUAGGAUCCUGUUCUUUCAGCAGGUGAAAAAUAAAACGCAGUUCAAAUUUCACGGCUUUAAUUUUCAACUCAGAAGCACUCAAAAAUGCAAAAUGUGAUAAUGGGCACUUGUUAAAAGAAUUAGUGUAUCCAGCCUUCACUCCAGCUGGUUAAAAAUGUUGCACUUAUCAGCAACCCUACCACUUUCAUCUGCUGAAAGGACAAAUGUGCUUGGUUUUACUAUUAUGUAAUCACAACUUACUUUCUGCUUGUAGUUGCUUAAAAUUAUGUAUUUUGUCUUGGGCUGCAAUUUGUUUUAUGCUUAUUUUAUUAUUACUGCAGUAGUUGACUUUGCUGUAUGGAAAAAUAAAGUGAAAUUGCCCUAAUAAAACUUCUCUUUCUUAAGUA
Symphalangus syndactylus (siamang) is the source of this 6274-nucleotide messenger RNA. RefSeq names its product muscleblind like splicing regulator 1 (gene MBNL1). NCBI's taxonomy places the organism in Eukaryota, Metazoa, Chordata, Mammalia, Primates, Hylobatidae. Gene Ontology annotation, biological process: regulation of RNA splicing. Gene Ontology annotation, molecular function: RNA binding; metal ion binding. Gene Ontology annotation, cellular component: cytoplasm; nucleoplasm. The record is from RefSeq and is a predicted model, not a curated record.